Molecule: messenger RNA, 891 nt
Organism: Marmota flaviventris (yellow-bellied marmot)
Lineage: Eukaryota; Metazoa; Chordata; Mammalia; Rodentia; Sciuridae
Gene: Rnf212
Product: ring finger protein 212
Biological process (GO): reciprocal meiotic recombination; protein sumoylation; homologous chromosome pairing at meiosis
Cellular component (GO): synaptonemal complex
Molecular function (GO): SUMO transferase activity
Source: RefSeq, a predicted model, not a curated record
AUGGCCAGCUGGGUGUUCUGUAACUACUGCUUCCAGUCGCCUAGAAGGACAUCGUCCUUCAGCCUGACCAGCUGUGGGCACGUGUACUGUGACGCCUGCCUCGGCAAAGGUAAAAAGGAUGAAUGCUUGAUUUGUAAAGUUCCUUGCCGUACAGUUUUGCUCUCAAAACAUACCGACUCGGACAUACAGGCUUUCUUCAUGGGCAUUGACGGACUCUGCAGGAAGUACUCCCAGGAGACCGCCCAGGUUUCAGAAUUUCAAGAAAAACACAGGAAGAGAUUGUUAGCCUUCUAUAGAGCAAAGAUCUCUCAGUUGGAAGAGUCCCUCAGGAAGUCAGCACUGCAGGUGGAGCAGCUGCAAAGUAUGAGAUCGUCACAGCACACAGCUUUCAGCACAACAAAGAAUUCCAUUUCAACAAAGCCACGUGGAUGCCAGCUGCUGCCACCUCACUCCUCAGCCCCUGACAGAGUGGAGUCGAUGGAAGUUGACCUUUCUCCUUCCCCAAUGAGAAAACCUGAAGUAGCAGCUGGUCCCACAAGAAUCUCUUUGAUUAGUCCACCUCAGGGUGGACGCAUGGGCAGCGUCUCCUACCCAGGCCCUCCACAUCCCAGCCUGACACCCAGACAAGUGGGCAUGGCAGCGGCUCUCAGGGUCCCACCAGUGCAGAUGCCCUGCAAGGGAGCUCCGCCAGCUCCAGCGUCCUGGCGACCAGGCAGAGCGGCGCCAGGCGGCUCCCCCGUCGGCGGUGUUGCCCAGGCCCGGCCCCCCCGGCCGCCCAUCAGCAUCUCUGGCCUGCUGCAGAGACAGUGCCUAGCUCUUGCUCUUCAGCCGCCCCAGCACGUGCGCUCCACGGUGACCGUGCAGUUCUUUCUGGAUGCGGUGAUUAAGUAG